CGCUGUUUGGUAAAAAGGAAGAAAAGUUUAGACACUACACCUGCAUGCAUGGUAUGGACAUGGAAAGUCAAGGAAAAUCUUAAUCAGCAACAACUUGUCAAGCAGACCAUGAUGUGUUUCUGAAUGCAAGAUAUUGCAGCGUGCUAACUGACAAACAUGGGGAAAAAGGCAGCAAUGCAGAAGAGCAAGCAGUGGAAUGUUAAGGGAGCCAUGCAUCUGGCAGGUGUCUUUCACUUCCUCCAAUCCUGCGGCUCUGGUUGCCUCGUUCCCUUCCUCACCAUCUACUUCCGGCAUCUGGGACUCACUGCCACCAUGACUGGACUUAUCAUGGCCUCUAAACAUCUCCUCACCUUGGUGUGGCGACCAGUGUCCAGCGUCCUCGCCAGGCAAUACGACAAACGGCGGACAGUCAUAGUGGGCUCUUUGCUUAGCUCUGCAUUGGUGGUUUUGAUUCUUUUGCUCUUCCCCUCUGCAGGAACCAAAGCUGAAAGUGGGCGGUGCAAUGCUAGUCAGCCCAGUGCUGACUUUACAGAUGGAAGUGACUUCACUAUUCUAGAGAGCAUGAACAUACCAUCACAGUCCAGUGCUACUGUCUAUUCUGUAAACCAUACAACUGUCAUCAUGGAACAACCUGAUGAAUUGAACUCCACAUAUAAACCCACACUUGUAAACUCCAGCUCCAGUUGGUUAAGAAGAGCGAUUAGAUAUUUGAGGAACCUCAAGGAGCAACAAGAAGAAUCUCUACACACUGAGUUUCUUGGGAGCCUCAAAGCAAUGGAUGCACAGCAUCAGAAGUUCUUUCUAGUUCUCAUUGUGAUUGGAUUGUGGGAAUUCAUGGCCGCCCCAUUAGAGUGGACAGCGGAUGAUGGGCUAUAUGAAUACUUGGAUUUUGUAGAUGCUACAGACCACCAUAAAGGUGUUACAGUUUGGAAACCACUUGGGACGGCUGUUGGCAAUGGUGUGGUUGGUAUUCUUGUAACCAGCCUGUAUUGUCGUACUGGGACUGUGGCAGAGUUCUACUCAUACACUGCGCUCAUGAUCCUAACUGUACCUGCAGCUGCCCUACUCCCACUGUACUUCCGCAAGCGUGAGCGCCCAACUAGUGGCGGGUUUAAAGCACUACAACUGGUACAUAGGAACUCGCAAGCACUACUUUGUGCAAUUACUGUCGUCCUGACUGGCAUGGCAAGCUCAGCUGUGUCUGACUUCCUACUGUGGCAAAUGCAGGACCACAAUGCCACGGAAAUCCACAUGGGCAUUUCCUUAGCCUUGGCGCACUUAAGCCAAGCUGGCGUUCCCCUAUAUGCUGGGCGUCUCGCCCGAUUUCUGAAGUACCAUGGGUGGUUACUGGUGCUUGCUGUCAUCACUCUGUCCAUUCAGUGCCUUUAUUAUUCUUUUCUAUGGGACCCAUGGAGCAUAAUACCCGCUCAAAUUCUCGCUGGCUUCAGCACUGGCGCUCUUUGGUGGUCAGUUGCAGCACAAUGCGAGGACAUUGCCACUCCUGGGACCGAAGAGACUCUGAUAAGGCUAUUUGAGGGCCUACCUCUGGAGCUGGGAGCUGGGUUGGGCAGUCUGUUGGCGGGAUUUGUGGUGCAGAAGUUUGGCAUAAAGAUUCUGUUCCAAAGCAUAUCAGUUAUUCUUGCUGUGUGGAGUAUCGCUCUAGCUGCACUCAAGUGGAAGAUUCCAAGGCAGCGCAGGAUAAACUAUUCUCGCCUGCUGACCGCCGACACCGGUGAAAUAAGUGAGUCCGAAUCAGACCAGGAGAAAGACUGGCUGGAGACAGCUAUGGAAGAUGCCAAACAGAAAAACAAUUGGACAAUAGCCAAGUCUUAAUCAAUUGAAGGAAUUGGUGACUUGAAUACUUCCCUUAGGAAUUUGUUGAAUACUUCAAAGGGUGAAUUAAAAGGAAUAAAAGCAAAAUAACUCAUAAGA
Messenger RNA from Myxocyprinus asiaticus (Chinese sucker), 1932 nucleotides. Its product is annotated as major facilitator superfamily domain-containing protein 6-like. The transcript is spliced from 2 exons. NCBI's taxonomy places the organism in Eukaryota, Metazoa, Chordata, Actinopteri, Cypriniformes, Catostomidae. Gene Ontology annotation, cellular component: membrane. Bases 157 to 1833 code for a protein of 558 amino acids. The record is from RefSeq and is a predicted model, not a curated record. Gene Ontology annotation, molecular function: transmembrane transporter activity.